CGCUCAGCCAGCAGCACUGUGGGCGUUUAGCAGGGGGCUGUGACUUCAGCGGGGCUUCACUUCAGCAGCACAUGCCCACCAGGGCGCGUUACAGUUUGCACAGGAGCACGGCUGAAGCCGACCUUGCACCGACCGCAUCCGGGCCCGAGCCUGUGCGCGGAGCGGGGAUCCCAGCUGCCCGCGAGCUGGGAAGGUGCUGCGGCCCGUGACCGCGGGUGGCUCCUGCCUCUGGGAGGAAGGUCAGUGCGCGCGUCUGCCACGGAGCUAGUGGGGACGGAGCAGUGGCUGCUGCUCUCCGCGUCCCGCUGUCCGGCGCGACCUUACACACCGGCCUCCGGCCUUAGACGCUGCCGGAGCUCGCGCUGCUGCCGGGACAGACACGGGCAGGAGGCGGAGGGUGAGCGCCGCAGGAGCCGCUGUACGCAGCAGGGCCAAGGACGCUGGCGCCUGCGCUCUCCGAAACAGCCCCUGAGCGAGCCUCCAGCCUGACCCGCCACGGCCUGCCCGCGGGAGCCAAGUCUCCUGCCCGAGAAGAAAAAGCUUUACAGUUAUUUUGGUUUUUGGGACCAGUGACAUAUGCGAAGUAUUCAGUUCAUCUCGUUCCCUCAUACACCUCCAAAUUAUCCUGAUAAAUGUGGCAUGGCUAUUUACACUAAUCUUAAAAUCCAAGGAUUUGAUCCAAAUCUAACUGAAAUCAAUUGGAGUCUUUCUGGUGACAUUAUUGGGUGCUGGACUCGACCCCAGAGGAAUAAAUCCCAGAACAACUGGAAUCCCAUUGUGUCCCGUUUAACUAAUGAUCUGAAUUGCUGCUUGUCUUAUAGACAUGAAUUACUCUCAUUUCAUCACUGCAGUAAGUGCAGCAAGAAAGGCCUCUCCAAUAAGACUUCUGACUGAAUUGAUGCAGAAGUCUCCCCCAUCACUAAUCUCCUUGGCUGGAGGGGCACCGAACCCCAACACUUUCCCAUUUAAGAUGGCCACUAUUACCACUGGAGAUGGAACUGCUGUGAAUAUUGGGGAGGAUUUGAUGAAGAGAGCCCUCCAGUACUCUGCCUCAGCAGGAAUUCCUGAGUUGUUGUCCUGGCUAAAGGAUUUACAGAAGAGUCUCCACAAUCCUCCCACUGCCAACUACAGUCCUGAUCAGGGCCAAAUGGAGAUAUGUGUCACCACCGGCAGCCAGGAAGGCUUGUCCAAAGUGUUUGAGAUGCUUAUUAACCCUGGAGACAAUAUCCUUUUGGACGCACCCACCUAUCCUGGGACUCUAGCAGCUCUAAGACCUUUGGGCUGCAACAUAAUCAAUGUUCCCAGUGACCAAUACGGUAUUAUUCCAAAAGCCCUGAAAGAAAUUCUUUCCAGAUGGAGCCCAGAAGAUGUCAGAAAGCACAACAACAUUCCCAAAUUCCUGUACACCAUUCCAAAUGGUGGCAAUCCCACUGGAACCUCAUUGACUACUGACCGCAAAAAGGAGAUAUAUCAGCUUGCAAGACAGUAUAAUUUCCUUGUAAUAGAAGAUGAUCCUUAUUAUUUUCUUCAGUUUGAUAAGCCUUGGGCUCCAACCUUCCUCUCAAUGGAUGUUGAUGGUCGAGUUAUCAGGACUGACUCUUUCUCUAAAAUUCUCUCCUCUGGGUUGAGAAUAGGCUUUUUAACUGGCCCCAAACCACUUAUUGACAGAGUUAUUCUGCAUAUACAAGUCUCAACAAUGCACACCAGCACUUUCACACAGCUUAUGAUUGCACAGCUUCUUCAGCAGUGGGGAGAAAAGGGUUUCCUGGAGCACGUAGACAGGGUAGUGGAGUUCUAUAGGGUCCAGCGAGAUGCAAUGCUUGCUGCAGCAGACAAGUGGUUAAAAGGUCUGGCAGACUGGCAUGCUCCUGCUGCUGGCAUGUUUCUAUGGAUUAAAAUUAAGGGAGUUUCUGACACACAACAGCUGAUCAUGGAAAAAGCUUUGCAGAAAGAAGUAUUACUGGUUCCUGGGGGAGCAUUUAACAUUGAUAGCUCAGUUCCUAGUUCUUAUGUCAGAGCUUCUUUCUCUCUGUCUUCUCCAGCCCAGAUGGAUCAGGCUUUUCAGAGGCUGGCUGAGCUUAUAAAAGAAGCUGUAUGAAGAUAGCAAAUGAAAACCAUCUAGCAAAUUAAAAGUCCCCUUCAAAAAAUCUGCACCUUUAUUAAAAGAGGAUUUCAUAAUGACAUUUAAGGAGCAAGCCACAAUACAGUGUAUAUUUCCUUGGUUGGUAUGAAUGCUUUGGGUAUUUAAAACAUGAAUAGAAGAUCGCCAAAAGACCUCAGAACAUGCCUUUUGAUAGGGAGUGCAGAAAGCUAUAGUUUAAUUAGAAAUUAUCUCGUUCAACCUGUUAACUCCUUUUUAUGACAGGCAAUAUCAUAUAAAAAGACUAUUAUUCCAAAUUGCAAUGCAGCUAUAGUAUAUGGUUAUGUGCACAGUAGCAAUAGUGUAGUUGAAGAAGAUAAUUCCAUUCUAAACCACCCUUCAUUUUCCCAUAACAUCCUCAAAAUUGUGCUGAAUCUUCUCACACCAGAACUUUUCCAAAAGUGAAUUUUAAAAGAAGGUUUGAACAAAUUCUAUUCAGUCAUUUUGAAUUAUUGGUGGAGGGAAUAGCUUUUCUACUUAGCAAAUAAAUCAACUUUUGAAAUAACUCAGGGAUGAACUACAUAACUUUUGACUUGACAUGAGACAUGAGUGACAACUGCAGUCGUUGCUAAAUUUGGCUGGGAAAGGACUUUUAAUUAAAGUAGUUAAUUUUUAAAAAUGGUAUACUUGGUAUGUACAGUAAAUUAUCUUCUUACUUCAACUACACUAUUGCUAUUGUGCUCAUAACCAUAUACUAUACAUAUGCUAUUUUUAGGUGCACAUUUCAAACUGUAUUGAUCAGAAAGUGUUUCACUCAGAAUCCUCUUAACCCAACACUUCCUGAACCCUAAAAUCAUAUUGCACCAGCAAAUUAACUAAUGUUUGGUCAGAGUAAAUUGACUUAGGCACUUUUGAAAACUUAAACCUGAGCAAAUGCAAUUAGACUCUGGUUACAAAUAAAAGGAAAUUAGUUUGCA
Molecule: messenger RNA, 3057 nt
Organism: Chrysemys picta bellii (western painted turtle)
Lineage: Eukaryota; Metazoa; Chordata; Testudines; Emydidae
Gene: AADAT
Product: aminoadipate aminotransferase
Biological process (GO): biosynthetic process
Molecular function (GO): pyridoxal phosphate binding; L-kynurenine:2-oxoglutarate transaminase activity
Source: RefSeq, a predicted model, not a curated record